GUCCCCGGGGUGAGUUUUGGCAGCCAGCACAGGUCGCCUCCAGCAGCCGCGGUGACAGACAGCUCCUGAACCAGCCCCCCUCUGCAGUGCUGCUCCAAAAUAAAAAUACCUCCCGCCUGGCUCCACUCCACUCCCGGCCAAACUUCCUCCAGGGGCAAGGUGGGGGACGAGCAGCCUAAAAAUACACCCGGGCCACCCCCCCGCUCCAAGCCGGGCUGAGAGAUGCUGUAGGACAAGGCAACGGCCCCCAAAACCUUCCAUCUGUCCCCCAAGCCCCUAUUUCCCCCCUUCCUGCCCCCCCAUCGCGGUGCCGGACGCUGGAUCUCCCCACUCUCGCCCACCCGCGGCCCCGGGGCUCAAGGUCGAGAUCCUUCCACCAUGGGGGUUAAAACGAUGCUUCCCAGCUAUGAACUGGGCUUUUACGCCCUCACCGUGACGUGUGCUGUGCUGUACAGCAGCAGCGGGAUCUUUGAAGCAUCCAGAGACAGCAUGAACCGAAAGGCCUUUCGGGACGGCAUAAAGCCAGGCUGGCACUACUUCGGCAGGAAGAUGGAUGCUGCCGAUUUCGAAUGGGUGAUGUGGUUCACCUCGUUCAGGAACGUCAUCAUCUUCGCCCUCUCGGGACAUGUCCUCUUUGGCAAGAUCUGCUCCAUGAUAGUGCCACAGCACCGGGCCGUGAUGUACAUGGUGUAUGGCGUCCUGGCCGUGCUGGGCAGCAUGGGGCUCGUCUACCUCAUGAUCAUCCUCUCCCAUUGCCUCGUCCUCUACUCCGUUGCACUGGCCAAGCAGAAGUGGCUCUGCUACGUGGCUGGGCUUUGCUGUCUCGCCACCUUCAAGGUGGAGCCAUUCAGCUCCUGGCAGAGUGGGUUUGUAACGGGAGCUUUUGAUCUUCAAGAUGUCCUCUUCUAUGGAGGAAGCUGCUUCACCAUCAUGCGCUGCAUGAGCUUUGCGCUCGAGAGCUCUGAGAAGAAAGAGGGCAUCUACUCCAUCUUCGACCUCCUCAAGUACAACUUCUACCUCCCCUUCUUCUUCUUCGGUCCUGUCAUGACGUUUGACCAGUUCCAUGCCCAGGUGAACACCAGAGAGCUGACACGCAAAGACGACGAGAUGAGGAACAUCCGGGUCCAUGCUCUCCUCCAUGUGGGAGCCAUCAUUGCUGUGGACAUCUUCUUCCACUUUUUCUACAUCCUCACCCUUCCUUCUGACCUGAAGUUCGUGAACCGCCUCUCGGACUGGUCCUUAGCUGGCCUGGCCUACUCCAAUUUGGUGUACGACUGGGUGAAAGCUGCUGUCAUGUUUGGGGUCACCAACACCAUUGCCAGAUUGGACCACUUGGAACCACCCCAGCCCCCCAAAUGCAUCACCAUGCUCUACGUCUUCGCAGAAACGCAUUUUGACAGAGGGAUUAACGACUGGCUAUGCAAGUAUGUGUAUGACCACCUUGGAGAGAACCAUGACAACAUCAUGAAGGAGCUCAUUGCCACCAUAGCCACCUUUGCCGUCACCACCCUUUGGCUGGGACCCUGUGAGAUUGUUUACAUCUGGUCUGUCUUCAACUGCUUUGGCCUCAACUUUGAGCUCUGGGUACAGAAGUUCUUCCAGCUUGAGCCCUUUGCCAAACUAGAGGCCAAAAUGUCAGCAGCCAUGUCUCGGAGGAUUAGGGCAGUUUUUGGGGCAGCAAAUUUCUGGGCCAUCGUCCUCUACAACAUCCUGGCCCUCAACAGCCUGGAGUUUGCACUGCUGGUCACCAAGAGACUCCUCCUGACGGGUUUCCCUGUCAGCACCUUGUCCAUCUGGUUCAUCACAUACUGUGGAGUGCAGCUGAUCAAAGAGCGUGAGCACAUGCUGGCCAUCGAGGAGGAGAAGUCUGACAAAGCAAAGGUGGAGUAGAGGGAGGCAUUGGUGGGCUUGUCCCAAAGCCUCGUCUCAUUUCCAGCCACCACUACCAGUCCAGACACUGGCUGGGCCUCUCCAAACACUCCUGACAAUCGGACUGCUCUAGCUCACCCAUGCAGAAGUCACCUGGCAGGCACAGGUCACCCCCUUGCUGCAGGAAAGACUUUCUGUAAGACACAGUGGGGUUUUUGCAGCUCCUCAUUCACGGCAGACUGCCGAGGUAGGCUCCCAGGACUUUUCUUUAAUAUCAGCAAGAGCCAACCCCAUCAGUUUUCUGCCCUCUGACAUUGUGCAGGCCUAAAGAUUUCAUCCUCUGCUUCCCAUAACACUUGGUCCACCAACACUUGGCUCUCCCACAGGUCCUAUGUCUCCCAGAGGAGACUUUCCAAGUCCCACAGCUGGAGAUCUUAGGGUGGGCCAGACACACAGCUAUGAGAAAGGGAUUAGCUGGAACUGAGCCUAUUCUGAGCAGACCAUCUCCAGGUCCCUUCCAGCCUGAGCAUCCCAUGUUUCUUUCACUACAAGGAACGGUCAGCAUCCACUUUCAAGUGUUCAGCAUCCAUGGUUGUGCAGUAAGAACUCUGGAAUGGCUCAGCAUGAUCUAAACCUACCAAGAGGCUAAUAAAUAGAUAGUGCAGUCUUUAUAGGAAAGGGAAAGAGGACCAGGAACAGCACAUUGAAGAGUAAUUAUCUCCCCACCGCUGUCAGUGGUGCAGAGGGAAAGCUGUUACGAUCUCUGCAGAACAAGCCCCUUUAGUGCUAAAUGUCUUGAAAAAAUGAUUUAACACCAAAAUCAGGCAUAGUUAAUGAAAAUGCAUGAGCCAACACCUGCUUCACAGCCUUCGUGCAUCAUCUACAGGUCGCCUGGGGAGUGGACAUGCUGAAGAAACACAACAUGUGGCUCACAACUGCUUGGUCCCCAGGCCCCAACUCAGACUCAAAGAGCUCUCCAAUGCUGGGUCUGAGAUCAGUUUGGCCACCAUGACCAUCCUGCUGUGAUAAGUAUCCUGGGACUCAAAAAAAAAUAUCUCUUGCAUUUUUUACAUGCCAUGGGCAAAGGUUUAAGCUCCCAUUCCUGCCUAUGGCUCAGGAACGGAAGAUGCUGUAACUAACUCUUGCUCAUCUCCAUCCAUCCCUUUGCUCAACUGACUUCAGUGCACAAAGCCUGAGCCCACGAUUACAUGGCUGAAUGAGCACACACAUAGAUGUACAACCAAAAGACAAAGACCUUGAAUGAAGGGCUGUGAUUUGGGACUUGGUGGCAAAGGGGAAACCCAUGAGAGACUCCUUGGGGAAGCAGACUUUGGGACACCGCAUAGAGAAUGCAUUGAAUAAAUGUACAUGUAUGAAACAUGGUGCCUUGGGGAAAAGGUGGGUUUAUAACUGAACAAUAGCUCUGUCUCUCUUGCACUUUAGACUAACUUUCAGUGGCCUUAUGUCUGAGUUAUGUUGAUGUUGAUCUGGACCGCUUUGCAAUGUGGGUUGAGGAUCUUGGUGCUGGUGUGUUCUGGGUUCCGUGUGGAUGAAACAGGACCAGCUCCCAGCCAGCUUUCAGCUCUGCCAAAGCAAUUUGUGAAGUCCCUGAGAAAUGUUGUUUAUUUAUGCAGUAAAUAAAUGUUGGACAUCUA
This is a messenger RNA of Columba livia (rock pigeon), 3524 nucleotides long. It is a transcript of the gene HHATL, whose product is annotated as hedgehog acyltransferase like. Gene Ontology annotation, cellular component: endoplasmic reticulum. Gene Ontology annotation, molecular function: acyltransferase activity. The transcript is spliced from 12 exons. Bases 379 to 1890 code for a protein of 503 amino acids. NCBI's taxonomy places the organism in Eukaryota, Metazoa, Chordata, Aves, Columbiformes, Columbidae. Gene Ontology annotation, biological process: negative regulation of N-terminal protein palmitoylation. The record is from RefSeq and is a predicted model, not a curated record.